This is a messenger RNA of Stegastes partitus (bicolor damselfish), 1761 nucleotides long. Its product is annotated as GTPase IMAP family member 8-like. The record is from RefSeq and is a predicted model, not a curated record. The transcript is spliced from 7 exons. Gene Ontology annotation, molecular function: GTP binding. Lineage: Eukaryota; Metazoa; Chordata; Actinopteri; Pomacentridae. Bases 67 to 1761 code for a protein of 564 amino acids.
CAAAGCUGAUUCAGAGACUCUUGUGACACCUGCACACUGUUUGUUGGUCUUUAGGCAGCUGACGAGAUGAGUUCUACCAAAGCUUCACAAAAUCCUGAGAAGUUCACCAUCGCUCUGCUUGGGAAGAACCCUGAGUUUAAGAACAAGAUUCAACAACUCAUCCUCAGUAAUGACAACGGUUCUGUCACAAGACAAAAUAACUUUGUUGUUCUAGAGAGUCGCUCAUUCAGAAUCAUCAGUACUCGUGAUUUCUGUGAUGAGGACUGUCCGUGUUCAGUCCAGCAGGUGAUUGACUUCAUGGCACAUUGCUAUCCUGGUCUUCACCUGUUCAUACUGGCAAUAGAUUCAGAAAAUGCUCAGGUGGAAAAAAUUGUUUCCCAAAUUGGUAAACUUCAGUAUGUCUUUGGACAAACUAUCACAAAACACUUAGUUGUCAUGUUUGAUAAGUAUAUGAGCAACACGUCACUUGAUCAGCUGAAGGAAAAGUUCAACAUCGAGCUGGCAACCCUCAGUGAACAUCUGGUCCACGACUGUAUGAAGUGGUGUUCAAGCCGUCCGGUAUUCCAGUAUGACUACAAAGACUACAGUGAAAAAGUCGUGAAAAGAAGGAAAAACGAUUUGAAAUGGACAAGUUUCAGAAACGAACACCCUCCUCCGUAUAACCAUGAGAGAUCAGGUCCCCACGCUGCUUCAUCAUGUGAGAGCAACGGUUUAAUGUCAGGAGAUGCCUUCAACAUUGUUCUGCUGGGACUAACUGGGACUGGAAAGAGUGCAUCUGGAAACACCAUCCUGACUGCUAUGGACCCCCAUCUGAAACCAAAGCAGCUUUUUGAAUCCCAGCCGAGCUCCACACCAGUCACCACCAAGUGUCAGUUCGAAAUGAUGCCAAGUCUUUUUGGCAGGCCAGUUAGAGUUGUCGACACCCCAGAUUUCUUGAAUGAUGAAAUAAACAAUCAGGCACAAGUAGAGGAGUGUAAGAAGUACUGUCAGCCAGGGCACUAUGUGGUGUUACUGGUGAUACAGAUGGGCCGGUUUACAGACGGUGAGAAGGGAAUAUUAGAGAGGCUGGAGAAGAAGCUUGGUUGCAGAAUCAGGGAGAACACAAUCGUCCUGCUGACACAUGGAGAGGAUGUGAAAGACAAUGUUCAGAGUUUCAUUGAUGAACGGUCUCACCUCAGGUCCAUUGUGAAAGAAUGUGGCUAUCGCUGCCAUGUAUUCAAAAACUUCUCCAAGGACCGUAAACAGGUCAUGGAGCUCUUCAAGAAAAUUCCAGAUUAUGAAACAGCUCCUGGGGACCAGCAGUCUGAGAAGCGCACACCGAUGGAGAGGGUGGGCGGCGGAGAGCGGCAGUGGUGGUCCGAAGAGUGGGCCAGGUGGGAGCUGAUGCCCUUCAGGACGGGGUUCUGGGGAAUCCAAGGCUGGACAGGAGCCAGGACCACGGCGAGCAGGACCAAAGCAGAACCGGGACCAGGGAUAGCAGGACCAAAGCAGAACCAGGGCAGUGCGGCCAGCAGGACUGCAGGACAGGAGAACACAGCCAACAGGAAGAAAAUGAAUGAAGAAAGACAGGAGCUCAUAGAGAUCCUGGUCAGGGUGCUCUGUUCUGCUGGUCCCGAAAAACCCUCACAGUCCUCAGUGAUCCCUCACAGUUCAGCUCCGAUGUGUAGCGGCUCUUCUAUAAAUGCCGGUGAUGCCAUUAUGUUGAGAAGUGCUUUACGGGAGAGAACUGGUUUUCAGUGGAGGUGUUUUUAUACCCAGUGA